Aureobasidium melanogenum CBS 110374 is the source of this 573-nucleotide messenger RNA. RefSeq lists its product as uncharacterized. The transcript has 4 exons. Lineage: Eukaryota; Fungi; Ascomycota; Dothideomycetes; Dothideales; Saccotheciaceae. The coding region runs from base 1 to 573 and encodes 190 amino acids. The record is from RefSeq and is a predicted model, not a curated record.
AUGUCCAACAACAACGACACCACUCCGAGCGCUGUGGAGGAGCUGCGCGUGCAGCAACAAUGUUUCCGCGACGAGGGCGACAGGCUAGCCGAGGACGCUCUACAGGUGCGCAUCGAGGAUGCACAAGAACCUCUGCGCCAGCAGGAAACCCUCGUUGCUGCCUCUGCCGCCGCCGUUGCCUCUGGCAGCAGAUGCACCCCUCGGGCUGAUCCCUCGGAUCUUUUUGAUGCCUGUGGUCGUGCUUGGUGCGAGUACCAUGGGCGCUUCACCCCAUCCCACAGUACCAGGUACUGUAGUGCGCGCCAGGCGCACGAGCGUAGACCGUGUCUCCUGGCAAGCUCAGGAGAGAUCCCGGGUUGCAGCCCUGCAAAUCCUCGUGAAUAUUGCGUCUGGUCGCUCCUCCUCAGGAGGCAUUCAAAAGCCCCGAGCCCAGGGCAAAGGCAAAGAAUCGCCAAGCUCAAGGCUGAAAAAGGUUCAAGCAAGAACUUGCCUGCCCGCGGUCCUCUCAGGAAGGACCCCAACGAUGACGAGGGUGGCCCAGACUCUGGUGCCUCGAAGCAAAUCACUGUCUAG